Messenger RNA from Raphanus sativus (radish), 1362 nucleotides. RefSeq names its product transcription factor bHLH67. Gene Ontology annotation, molecular function: protein dimerization activity; DNA-binding transcription factor activity, RNA polymerase II-specific; RNA polymerase II cis-regulatory region sequence-specific DNA binding. NCBI's taxonomy places the organism in Eukaryota, Viridiplantae, Streptophyta, Magnoliopsida, Brassicales, Brassicaceae. The transcript has 4 exons. The coding region runs from base 180 to 1139 and encodes 319 amino acids. Gene Ontology annotation, biological process: regulation of transcription by RNA polymerase II. The record is from RefSeq and is a predicted model, not a curated record.
CUACUCAAUAGCUACUAAAGAGUCACUGCUCUAUAUAAAGAGUAACAGUUACAAGUCUAGAAAGCCUCAGAAUCAGAAGAGAGUACAUGAGUUUCCUCUCCUGCUUCUUUUGUGCUUCUUAACAUUUAUUGUUAUACACAUCACUACAUAAUAAUACAUAGCAAACAUAAAGCUCUCAAAUGGAGAGGUUUCAAGGACAAAUCAACCCUUGUUUUCUUGAUAGAAAAACAGAUGCAAGAAGCCUAGAAGUUCAAGGGUUUGCAGAGGCACAAAGCUUUGCCUUUAAAGAAGAAGAAGAGGAAGAGAGCAUGCAAGAUACAGUGCCAUUUCUACAGAUACUGCAAAGUGAAGAACCGAGCUUUCUAAGGCUAUUGUCUCUUCAGAACCUCAAAGAGACUUGGGAAAUCGAAAGGUUUCUUUCACACGAGGGUUAUCCACACUUUUAUCAGAACCAAGUUUCAGCAUCAUCCAUCGAAGGAACGAAACAAGCUUUGUCUAGUCAAGAAGCAGACGUGAUACUCCUCCGUUCUAGUUCUUCCCCAACACAACACAAGCGCAAGAACAGAGACUUGCUGGCUCCUUAUAUGACUCGAGAGAAGAGGAAGAGGAGGAAAACUAAACCAAGUCAAAACAUUGAAGAGAUAGAGAAUCAAAGGAUAAACCACAUUGCUGCUGAACGAAACCGACGGCGACAGAUGAAUGAACAUAUCAACUCUCUCCGUUUACUUCUCCCACCUUCUUACAUCCAACGAGGAGACCAAGCAUCCAUAGUGGGAGGAGCAAUAAACUACGCGAAGGUCCUCGAGCAAAUCAUACUAUCACUUGAGUUGCAAAAGAGAACGCAACAUAGUAGAGUAGAAAACAGAGUUCAUGAAGAUGAAACUUGCGCCCCAAGAAUCGAAGCCACAUUGAUACAAAACCACGUUAACCUUAGAGUUGUAUGUCGGAAGAAACAAGGACAGCUUAUAAAAGGAAUCAUCUCACUCGAAAAGCUUCGACUCACUGUUCUUCAUCUCAAUAUCGCGACUACGUCUCAUUUACUUGUCUCUUAUCGCUUCAACCUCGAGAUGGAGAAUGGUUGUGAACUUGAAUCAGCCAACGACAUAACAAAGGCGGCACAUCAGAUCUUUGAUAUUUGAUUAAAAUAAUUAGUAAAAAUAAAAAUAAAAAGCCGACAAUUUUUUUUCGUUCUUUCAUUUUCUGACAGACGAAAUUUAAAUUCUGUUUUGUUAGUAUAUUAUUUGGAAUUUUGGAUUAUUCGAUCAUGUUUUGAGACUUUGGGAGUUUCGAAUGGUUUAGGGUCCCAUCUAAUUAAAGUUUGACCUUAUGCUUAUUUAUGAUAAUUCAUCAAUCAUGGUUUGA